Synchiropus splendidus (mandarinfish) is the source of this 1776-nucleotide messenger RNA. It is a transcript of the gene ngfb, whose product is annotated as nerve growth factor b (beta polypeptide). The transcript is spliced from 3 exons. Lineage: Eukaryota; Metazoa; Chordata; Actinopteri; Syngnathiformes; Callionymidae. Gene Ontology annotation, biological process: cell surface receptor protein tyrosine kinase signaling pathway; nerve development; nerve growth factor signaling pathway. The coding region runs from base 296 to 916 and encodes 206 amino acids. The record is from RefSeq and is a predicted model, not a curated record. Gene Ontology annotation, molecular function: growth factor activity; nerve growth factor receptor binding.
ACUUUCAAACAAGUGUCGGACGCUGAGAGCAAAGUUUGGGAUAACCGAGGGCCACUGCGGCGCUCUGCACCUGGCACCGACACAGUCUGGACUAUAUUCUUGUCUUUUCCCCUCACCGGCGAGUGGCGGCACCUUCACUGAGGAAGCAGCAGUCAGCCCCAAGGUUCUGGAUGGAGACCACAGCCGGGUCAGAUGGCCGGAGCCCAGAACUCUGCCGUGUCUAAUCACGUUCUGUAGGUGCCACUCGGUGCAACACUUCACAAGGAGACACUGAAAGGUUGGAGGUGGUGAUCCCAUGAGGUCGUCUAUGCUGGUCCUGCUCCUCCUCUUCAGUGCCCGGGCCCUGGCUGCCGUCCAGGGGGACACGUGUGGCGCCACGGUCGUCCAGCAGCAGCAGCAGCAGCAGCAGCAGGCUCCUGACAACAGCCUCACCUCCAUCCCCAGAGUGGACCCCAAACUCCUCAAGAAGCAGCGCUACCUCUCCCCCCGGGUGCUCAUCAGCGCCCAGCCGCCGGAUGGAGAGCCGGCGGCAUCUCGGGGUGGAAAACGGACCCGUCGACGAGUGUCACAGCCUCAACACCGCGGGAUGUACUCGGUGUGUGAGAGCAUCAGCGUGUGGGUGGGCAACAAGACCAAGGCCACGGACAUCUCGGGCAACGAGGUGACGGUGCUGCCGGACGUGAACAUCAACAACGUCAACAAGAAACAGUACUUCUUCGAGACCACGUGCCACAGAGCGCAGUCCGGCAGCUCGAGCUGUUUAGGCAUCGAUGCCCGGCACUGGAACUCCUACUGCACCAACUCGCACACGUUUGUGCGAGCGUUGACUUCUUUUAAGAACCUGGUGGCGUGGAGGCUGAUACGCAUCAACGUGGCCUGCGUGUGUGUGCUCAGCCGCAAGUCGUGGCGGCAGUAGACACACGGGACGCAUACAAACAAAUAUACUCAAGCUAACUAUCUGGGAUUUCCCCGUCAUAACUGAAUCACCAAAGACUCCUCGCCCACCGCACACCGUAAAUUAUUGCUUGUACAUUAUCAAGGCUGCAUGUACUGUAUCUGCUACAGACCUGGGUCAAACUGCAUCAGUCGCUGCAGCGUUUCUCUGCCUAAGUCGCCGUUUUAUGUGCAGCGCUUUCCAGGCAUUCAGGGGGAAGAAACCGCCUGGAGGCGAUCUGACAUUCAUGGUUCAAUAAAGGAACACGUAGAAGCCGCAAACACCCAACAUGAUGUUUCAUGUUAAAGCACCGUCUCUAUUCAUAAAUAACCAGCACGACUUGUUUCACAUCAAGAGGUUUAGUUUUCUUUUAUAUAUUGUUUUCAUUAUAGCAGUUGUCAAUAUUUUAUUUGCCUGUAAAUCAUUUGGCUACGUUGGUCAGAAUCGCCAGGAUUUUGGAGCUGAACCCGAUUUACUGGCGUCUUCUGAAAAGUCCCAAUUGUAGGAUGUUUUGCUGUAAGUUUUUUAAGUAUUUAUUGAUUGGAAAAAUUGUGUCACAAGAAAAAAUGGAGUAAUCUUUCUUGUUUCCAGAAAGUGGCUUGUGAAUAAGGUGCCAGUGACUUUUUGUUUUAUUCAUUUUUGCGGCUUUCCAACCUUUGCUUGUUUAGACUGAAAGUCAAUUAGGCUGUCAAACUUGUUUAAUCCUCAUCCAACAACAACAACAACAAAAGAAUUUUAGUCCAAUAUAAUUGAGAACAGCGGAGCUAAAUUCGCGCAUCUGGUUGGUGUUACAUCACAGAAAAUGGAUCAUGAAUCAUAAGUUAAAUGUUGUGGAGGGAAAC